AUGCCUGCUAAUGACACGUGUACCGCACUAGAUGCAGACAACACAGAUUUUCGGUACUUUAUCUAUGCAGUGACAUACACUGUCAUUCUUGUGCCAGGUCUCAUAGGGAACAUAUUAGCCUUGUGGGUAUUUUAUGGUUAUAUGAAAGAAACCAAAAGAGCUGUGAUAUUUAUGAUAAACUUAGCCAUUGCUGAUUUACUACAAGUUCUUUCCCUGCCACUGAGGAUCUUUUACUAUUUGAAUCAUGACUGGCCAUUUGGUCCUGGCCUCUGCAUGUUCUGUUUCUACUUGAAGUAUGUAAACAUGUAUGCAAGCAUCUAUUUCUUGGUCUGCAUCAGUGUGCGACGAUUUUGGUUUCUCAUGUACCCCUUUCGCUUCCAUGACUGCAAACAGAAAUAUGACUUGUACAUCAGCAUUGCUGGCUGGCUGAUCAUCUGCCUUGCCUGUCUACUCUUCCCUCUCCUCAGAACCAGUGACGACACCCCAGGCAACAGAACCAAAUGCUUUGUGGAUCUUCCUACCAGGAAUGUCAAUCUGGUCCAGUCAGUUGCCAUGAUGACCAUUGGCGAGUUGAUUGGGUUUGUUACUCCUCUUCUGGUUGUCCUAUACUGUACCUGGAAGACAGUUUUAUCACUGCAAGAUAAAUAUCCUGUAGCCCAAGAUCUUGGAGAGAAAAAGAAAGCCUUGAAGAUGAUUCUAACCUGUGCAGGGGUAUUCCUGAUUUGCUUUGCACCUUAUCACUUCAGUUUUCCUUUAGAUUUCUUGGUCAAGUCCAAUGAAAUUAAAAGCUGCCUAGCCAGAAGGGUAAUUCUAAUAUUUCAUUCUGUGGCCCUGUGUCUUGCUAGUCUGAAUUCCUGCCUUGACCCAGUCAUAUACUAUUUCACCACUAAUGAGUUCAGAAGACGGCUUUCAAGACAAGAUUUCCAGGAUAGCAUCCAACUCCAUACAAAGUCCUUUGUGAGCAGCCAUACAACUUCUACCAUGGCAACUGAAUUAUGCUAA
Molecule: messenger RNA, 1002 nt
Organism: Cynocephalus volans (Philippine flying lemur)
Lineage: Eukaryota; Metazoa; Chordata; Mammalia; Dermoptera; Cynocephalidae
Gene: GPR174
Product: G protein-coupled receptor 174
Exons: 1
Coding region: 1-1002 (333 amino acids)
Biological process (GO): phospholipase C-activating G protein-coupled receptor signaling pathway; positive regulation of Rho protein signal transduction
Cellular component (GO): plasma membrane
Molecular function (GO): G protein-coupled receptor activity
Source: RefSeq, a predicted model, not a curated record